This is a messenger RNA of Physella acuta, 1255 nucleotides long. Its product is annotated as epoxide hydrolase 4-like. The record is from RefSeq and is a predicted model, not a curated record. Gene Ontology annotation, molecular function: catalytic activity. NCBI's taxonomy places the organism in Eukaryota, Metazoa, Mollusca, Gastropoda, Physidae.
UAUCUGUUUAUUUAAUCUAUGUGCUUAAAAAAUACCCCAGCCACACGUGUGUGCUAGAGACGUGUAUUCAAAGUAUCGGUUACAGACUUUAUAAAGCUGCAGCUUAGGGGAUAAUUUCUUGUGUAUGGGAUUGUAAGCAGAACGUUCGAUCGUUAAAAGAUGCCGAAGUUCUUCAUGUGGUUGAUGCUGUGGUUUAUGGCCGUGUGGUACGGUUUGAAGGUGCUGUUCAACAUUUUAAAAGAAUGUUGCCUUGUCGGCUGCAGGAAGGUAUUCCACUGGAAGGUGAUAUCUAGGCCCGCUUGUCUGGAUGACCCAACACUGGGGACACAUGGGUUUCUUGACUUAAAGGACGUGACCAUCCAUUACGUGGCCAGUGGACCUGAGGGCGGCCCCUUGAUGCUGUUUGUUCACGGUUUUCCUGAGUUCUGGUUUUCAUGGCGCCAUCAGAUCAGAGAAUUCCAGAAAGAUUACAGAGUUGUUGCCAUAGACCAAAGAGGGUACGGGGAAUCUUCCAAGCCAAAAGGAAAGAAAGCCUAUGUGAUGAAUGCCUUGGUGUCAGAUCUCAAACAGGUCAUUGAGGCAUUAGGUUACCAGAGCUGCACCCUGGUGGCACACGACUGGGGUGGCGUUGUUGUCUGGCCCUUCGCCAGGCUCCACCCCCAGAUGGUGGACAAGCUGAUCGUCUUGAAUGCCCCGCCUGGUCCAGUCUUCCAGAAUGUUCUCAAGAAAAACAAGAAGCAGCUGAAAAUGUCUUGGUACAUGUUUUUCUUCCAACUGCCGUACCUUCCCGAGGUUUGGGCCCGAGUGUGUGACCUGGAGGUGAUCGACUGCAUGUUUGGUGGGAAACAUUCACGCAUCAGUGGCUUCCCAGUCAUCUACAAAACACCUACGCCAUUUACCGAGGAAGAGAUUGCGGCCUACAAAUAUACCUACUGUCAGCCUGGAUCAAUAACUGCCCCUAUCAACUACUACAGAGCUAGUCUUCAGCUGCCACAGGAGAAGAUCAACUAUGAUCUAGAUUACGACAUGCCUGUGUUACUUAUUUGGGGCUGUCAAGACUUGGCGCUAUGCAAGGAGAUACCAGAGGAGACAAAGAAAAUGAACCCUAAAAUUACAGUCAGGUACAUAGAGGAGGGUGGACAUUUUGUACAGAUGGAUACACCAGAGCUGGUGAAUAGUGCAAUUAGAGAAUGGCUUCAUCGACAGAAAUGAAAAGCGUUUUGUGAAUAAACUGAAAUUGUGAUGUAAAAAACAA